UUUAAACAUUAUUUUCAUAUCCGAACAAAUACCAAACAAAAGGAUGAUGAGAUUUGAUAUGUUCGUUUUUUCCCUUUAAUAGAACCAAACACGUAUUGUUAAUGUAUGCAUUUCAUCGAUCAGAAACAAAUACAAAAAAGUUAACCAAAGAAACAAACAUUAAAUCUCAAUACCAAAACGAUCAUUGCCAAUCUAAACCAUAAUCAUAUUUCCUUCGAAUCUCCACACCUAUUGAGGCCCAUGACCGAGGUUAGGGCUCGAAAUCUAGAGGAGGGUUCAAGGGAUAGUUUGAGAACGAUGACCAAAACACAAAUUUAGUACGAGCGCGAACAAAUGAUGAUAUACUUCUGGGUUCUUUUAAGCCUUCAGUAAUAUACUUGUGAGUUCAUAUAAGUUGUAAAGAGUUAAAAGACAAAUGAAAGGAGACUGAAGCCAACAAUAAAAUCAAAAUGAACCAAUGAAAAAUGAGAUCAAUCUAACCACAACCACAAAUUUUAUUGUAGGUUUACUGAUGAAAUAAAUUAUUACUGACACCCACCUAAAUUUUACAACGUCCAACAAAGGGGAGUGGCUUCCGCGUAAAAGCACUCAGCCGCUCCGCAACCAUUCCUCUUCCUCCAUUCCAUUUUCUCCUACCCCAUCAAACGCAGCUUCUGAUCAUGGCUUCGUCCCCCGCCGCCCCAAUGUUUCUCCGGCGGCGGACGCAAGCUCCACGCCCCGCUGCUCCGGCCCCAUUACCCGGAGAUUCAUCCGAUGAUGACGGCGAAUACGACGACCUGUGCUGCGAGGAAUGCGGAUCCGGUGACUCACCGGCUGAGCUGCUUCUCUGCGACAAAUGUGACAGAGGAUACCACCUGUUUUGCUUGAGACCCAUUCUCGUUUCCGUCCCAAAAGGCUCCUGGUUCUGCCCUUCUUGCUCUAACCAGAAGAAGGUCAAAUCAUUUCCUCUGGUCCAGACCAAAAUUGUCGACUUCUUUCGCAUCCAGAAGCCUUCAAAACCAAGAAAGAAACCAGUUGAGGACAGCACAAAGAAGCGGAAAAGAGCGGGAAGUUUAGUCAUGUCCAAAAAGAGAAGGAAGCUAUUGCCUUUCAAUCCAAGUGAGGACCCUGACAGAAGGUUGGAACAGAUGAGAUCACUUGCCACAGCAUUGCUAGCCUCUGGAACAAGGUUUUCUGAUGAUCUUACUUACCGAAGAGGCAUGGCACCUCGGUCUGCAAACCGAGCAUCUCUUGAGAAGGCAGGAAUGCAGGUCUUGUCAAAGGAAGACACCCAAACCUUAAAUCUGUGCAAGAGAAUGAUGGAUAGAGGAGAAUGCCCACCACUUAUGGUCGUUUUAGAUCCUCUGGAAGGGUUCACAGUGGAGGCAGAUAGAUUCAUCAAAGACUUGACCAUUGUCACGGAGUACGUUGGUGAUGUUGACUACUUGGAGAAACGUGAAGACGAUGACGGGGACAGCAUGAUGACACUGCUCUCGGCUGCUGACCCUGCCAAAAGCCUCGUCGUUUGCCCUUAUAAGCACGGAAAUGUAGCUCGAUUCAUCAAUGGAAUCAACAAUCAUACCCCGGAGGGGAAAAGGAAGCAGAACUUGAAAUGUGUGAGGUACGAUGUUGAUGGCGAGUGUCGAGUUUUGCUGAUUGCGAACAGAGAUAUACCAAAGGGAGAAAGGCUAUACUACGAUUAUAACGGGUAUGAGCAUGAGUAUCCAACCGAGCACUUUGUUUAGAGUCUGCUGGCAGUCUAACAAGCUAACUAUAUAGAGCAUCCGUCGUCCUUCGCUGCACCUUGCAUUCUUGGUAAACAGGAGUUUGAAAGAGAGGGGGGGAAAACUUGAUCAUCCUCCUGUUCUAGUGUAGUCACCAAAUUUUUGCAGCUGCAUUGUUCUUCACUAGAGUUGAUCACAUUCACAGGAUCUCACAAAGUUGUGAUGUAUACUUUUUGAACUAUCAUUCUUGAAAAAUCUCUAUAUUGAAGCCAUUUCACAUAGCAUUCAGUUGAGUGAUUGCCGCAUUUGGAUUGCCAGCCCUUGCCUUGAUAGUUGAUACUGUUUGGGGUCAGGGAAUCAUUAAGCUCCAACUGUUAGUUUUGUGAUUCUCGUCAAGGAAAGAUUACAAAAGCAAGAGCACAAAACUCUCCAUAGGAAAGCUUGUUGAGUGUUCUUAGUUGGGCCAUGAGAGGUUAGAUACAGGCCUCAGCUUAGUAUAGUUGGACUAGGGACAAUUGUGCCAGCGUUUCAAGGAUGGCCCAGGUUUGCCAUUUGUUCGUUUAUCUUCAACAAAGGUGAGGUGAGGUUUCAGGAUCAAAUGAAUCACAAAAGAUGAAAUGAGCAGAGUUCUCUAUUUCUGCCAUCCUUUCUCUGCUAGAUCUCUCAUUAUCCAUAAUGGUUUCCUGGUGAGGUUUGACGAGAGACCCCUCCACUGAAACAAAGGUAAACCCUAAUCGCCACAACGAGAAAUGGUUCGAAGUAAGAAUCACUUAAACUACAAUGUGUGUGUGUGUUUCAAUGGCUGAUGAGACUUGGACAGUGCAAUAGUUACAUGCAAGAAAGGCACUAGCAGCAGGCAGCAGGUACUGUAUCAGUUGGCAUUGCAUGCCGAAUCAAAACUACAUAUAAAAAGACUGUCAGAACCACAACAACACAACACAAACUUUCCUGCAAAGAAAAGCUCAGAGAGAAGAGAAGAGAAGAGAGUAGUAGAGUUGUUGACAAACGAACACACACCAUUUUGGACCAUCCUACUCUCUGAAUUCUCUGCUGCAUGCCCAGUAUAGUACCUUCAAAGCAAAACCCAAAAGAUUAAUGAGACUCAGAUAGGGUGGUCCAUUAUCAAGCUCCCUACCAUAACCAAAAACUUGUAGCUGGGGGCCCAAAAGUUAUUUAGAGAGAGAGAAGAGAGAGAGAGAGAGUAUAGCUGUGAGAUUCAUAUCAAAUGGACCACUGAUGAUGAUGAUAAUUGGAGUUUAUAGCAUUUUGCUAACAUGCUGAUAUCGUCGAAUAUCACUCGUCUCUCUCACGAUCACUGACUCGAUAUAUGCUUUUUUUCUAUUUUACGAAAAUUGUACGAGUGCACGUUCCAAUAAAAAAAAAGAUACAGUGAAACGUUCAGAUUUUUUUCCGCAUUGCACAAUGUCCAUCACCGAACCGAUACACAGCGUUUGUGUUCUUUUUACAAGACGUACGGUCGCUUCGUUCCUGCAAUGGACUGACAAGAUUGUAUACGCACAUGCAUCCAGGAUUCACAUGACUGUACAGUAUCAGCUCGCGUCGACGACGCGCCUACCUUUAGCAUACUACCUAGAUUGGAGGUUACAUAUAGGAGGAGUGGGGGCAAUGCAGCAAAGAGAGAUGAUAGCCAAUUGCAGGCCCGUGCUGCCAUCCCCCCAAACCUCUCUGGCUCUGCCCUCCACAAGGGCAAGUGGUCCUAUAAUCCCCUGUUUUGUUAUGCAUUAACCAAAGAGAAGGAAAAAAAGAGAUGGGGAAAAAAAAUGGACCCUAAAGUUUGUGUACUUGUAAUUGGGUGGUGCAACGGUCCAGCCCACCACCAGCACCAGUGAAGAGAGACUUUAAUGCAGCAACCAGCAGACACUAAUGGAAAUCAGUUACCACUUACCAGCUUGAUGGUGGUGAUGAUGAAUGAGAUAUGGUCGUUUUGGUAUCUCUAUAGAGAUGAAACGACCGUCCAAAAAGCUCUCUCAGAUCCCAAGGAAAAGGGCAGUAAGGUUGUUCGUCUCAGUGUUUUCCUGCUGCUGGCCGGCUGUAACUAACUGCAGCUGCACAGAGAUCAGAUCAGAUCAGAUCCAGAUUUGGGAUGAAUGAAUAUGAUGAAGAAACCACUCAUUAACAAAAACACAGCAAAUUGUAUCAUUGUUUUGGGGAGGGGAGGGGAUCUUUUCUGUUUUAGCACACAAUGUGACAGUUUUGGUGUACCUUACCUUACCUUUACCACACCCGGCCAUCAUUCGAUACAGCGUUGGCUGCUUUGGUUCACUCACUACUUCAUAAUAAUAAUCUGAUUAAAGACGUCAUAGUUAUCAAAUUUAUCAUGUGAUAACUAGCUAUCUCGUACUGUAUUGGCGGUUCGACCAUAAAGAUUUUGAGAAGAGUUGCACUAUUCUGUAGUGAAUUUUUGGAGAUCACCUCAAGAACCCAUGUUUGAAAGGCAGAGGAAGAGUGAUAAAAGGUAAAAGGAGGAGAUGGAGAAAGCUUCUUGAUUUGGUGCAUUUCAAGGUUCAAUGGAACAAGGGAAAAAAAACCAAUCAACAGAGAGUUGCAGCAGCUGCUGCUGUGAAGUAUGGAGACCCACCAGCUUUGCUUGCUUGCAGCUAGCACAGCUUGUUUGGUGGAAUAUUGUCUCCUUCCUUCCUUAUCACCCUCACACACAAGAACAACUUUUGUAUGUCAAUCCAGUUGAAGCAGAUGGUUAUACAUAAUGUAUUGUUAAUCGAGCCGUUUCGGUCGAUUGGCGGUUCAAACCAAUCCUUUUCAUUCAGAUUCCUGACUCAGUCACUAAUUAGCCAUUUUAAACCAAGUUUUGUGCUAGUUUCGGGUGCAUUUGCGGCACAUUAUAUAAUGUGCCAAUAAGUUCCAACAAAAGAAGUUAGUGGGCGGCAACAACUAAAACACUUUGAUCAAGAAAGAUAAAUCGCCCUUAAUUCUACCUAAUGUAGCUAGCUAAGCUAACUAAUAAGAUCUUGAACGUACAUUGUAUCAAUGGAAAGUCAACUUCAAGUCCUUUUUUUUUAUAAAUUUGAUCCAACCAACGCAUAUAUAUGCUAUACAUGCAUUGCAUGGAUUCGUGCUUGUACCCACAGGUUGUAAGAUCUUUCAUUAGAUUAAUUAAUUUAUUACACAUGGGUGAUCAUGCUCGCGACCACCGAUAUUUUUCAUGAACGCAGAUGAUGAUCAAUGUCGACUAUAUGCAGGUCAUUUCGUCGUGACGGAUAUAGUUGACAUUUCAGUUGCAAAAAAAAAGAGAGAGAGAGAAGAGAGAACAAAACGCUUGAACCCUCAACGCCAAUUGUUGAUGAGUUCGGCUGCCUACCUUACCACGACAUCAACUUAGUAGAUCAAUACUGCCCGUGUGGCUCGAGAGAACUUAUACAUGUUGUCCAAAUUGUAGGAUUUUUUAUUCCCAACGGCAAUGCCCGCGUUUGCUAUGUACGAUGUAAAAUUUUGUCGAGCCAUGUUAAAUCCUGGAGCCCCUCAACUUUCAAGUUUCAAAUGCGUGUAAAAUUUGUAACAAAUUCGGAAAAAAUAAUAAUUAGUAAGGCUCUAGCGCCCCUCCCCAAUGAGCAUAUGCAUGGUUCAAAUUCCUCCACCUCAUCAAUUAGUUUUCUAGCCUUCUCGGUCAGAUUUUUUUACUCCGCCACACUUGUUGAUCGAUUCGAGCUGAGUUCGAGUGUACUACCAUCGUGCUUUCUUUAAGUUCAAUUUAGUGUAAUUAAUAUCCGAGUAUUGGUCCCCCUAGCUCACCAAUUGAUGUCUUGUGCAUUGGCGCAAUUGAAUACGUAUGUGAGUACGUAUGUAGCUUGUAAAACACGGAUCACCAUGCAUGCAUAAGUAGAUGGAUAAUUAGCCAAGAAAAAUAGGAAACAUAAUUAAAUUGAUUAAAUUAGGUUUGACUAACCCAUGAACAGCAACAACUUCCCAAAUUCGGUUAAUGUGCAUUCUUAAUUAUUUUAAUGAUGUCGGUAACCACCAAUUUGACCCAUACCUUCAAACCAGUAUACUAUGAAAUACACUAUUCAUGAACUUUGACUAGAGAUCAUGGCCCCAAAAAUAUCCACACAAAAAAAUUAGAAACCAGAAAUAGGUCCUAAUAAUUUAGAAUGUUUGAGAUGGUGAUGAAAUGGUUCCGAUGUGAAGUUGACAACCUGACUUUUUCAACUGAGUCGCGUAUGAAGAAUGAGCAGACAUGGAGACAUAUAGUCGAAGUCGAUCGCUGGGAAAGAGAAGUCGAACUUAUAACUUCUUUCCUAGACAUGCGAACUCGUUUUACGAAAGAAAACUAACUCCGGCGAGAGGCGAGCCCGAAGAAGAAGAAGUUAUGAAGGGGAGAGGGGGGUUGCCGACCCAACCUAUUGUCACCUAUAGGGGGAUUACAGACUAGCUCUCUUUUCAUGUUCAUCGAACUAAAUCUUACCGUCGUCGCAAAACUUUGAUUUCCACACUUUAUGUUCUUCUUUGUAACUUGUUUUCAACUAAAUACGAAAUGGAACGAAUCCUAUCUCGCAUUAUAAAGAACCUUAUAUUCGAUUUUUUCGCGCAUAUGUCCAAAAAAACUAUCUUCUUUACCGACUUUAAGCAUAUCACAAAACUAUAAAAACACUCGUAUUUCGGAUUCUUUCAAAACCCUCAAAUUUAGAGACUUAAUAUACACACUAACCACUAUAUAAAAACACUCUUGAUCACUUGCAUAACAAUUCACACAUCAAUGAUCGAUUCCACAAAGCAAAACCUUAAUUUAUACAUAAUGAGUUUCGACAAAAGAACAAAACUUUGAUUUUGCCCCCCUCGUGUACCUCCAAAGAUGAGUAAUAAUUAUGUCUUGUUAAUGCUGCUCUUAAGCUUUGGGAGAGUGGGCGGUUUUGUAAAGGGACAAUCAUUAGGCGAGUUAAUCACAGAAAAUUAGGCACUAAAGUUUGAAUUGUUAGCUAAUAUGGAAACAAAUGGUUAACUUUUCUUAGUGCCCCUUUUUUCACUUUGACCUUUUCAGAGUUCUUUUGUAUUGUCACAGUGAGGACAUGAACCUAACUAAACCUGACUCAGUUGGUUGGUCCUUUGAGCUCAAAGUAUUUUGGGACAGUAGCAAAUUGAAAAAUGUUUGAUUUGAUUUCAAAUUCUUAUGAGCACGGAAUUUUGUAUAAAGCGUGGGAAUCAGAAAAAAUAUGGGUAUGAGAUUUUCGAUUCUUAUAUAUGUGAAAUCUGAAUAGUUGUCACGUACCAAUUUUCGGAAUACUUUUUCGGCAAGUCAUAGAUGGAGUUUUAAGCUAAAUGAUGCAUGGUGUGGAAUUUUGAUCCAAGUAGAACCAUUUUUUUCAUGACACAAAUGUUAAUUUUCCCCCAUUCUAGAACAAUAUUCCUCUAGCUCGAGACUAUGAAGAGGAAUCUUCAAAAGAACAUGGCCUUCAAUAAUUCUUUCCUCUUUUUUUUUUUUUCCAUUAUCAAACAAAUUAUUCUCUUCUCAUUCAUUUCUUAGUUGGGAUGCCUUCAUUUGUAAUAUGAUGUGGUUGCUGAAUAUUACAGCUAAUAUAUAUUCCAUGAUCAAGUUUCUAUGUUUCUUAGUAAGAAACUUUUUAGUAAUGAUUACCGUGUUGACCAACUAAUAAUCCAUUCUCGCAAACAAACAAAAGAUUUUCUCUCCGAAGAUCUGGAUAGAACACUCAGCACAAAAAAGUUAAUUAGGCAUGACGAUCUAACACUUAUAUGACAUAUCAUUAACACUACGACAUAUUGACGACUCACACCUAAAUUCCCCCCCCCCCCCCUCACAAAGCUGCUCCAAAAUUGGCUUGGUUCCAAGAUGUAGAACUAUUAGUACCGUGUCCAAAUUGCACAAUAAUUCUUGCUAAGAAGAAUGCCCAUGUUACAAAGGAUGGAUGAUUGUUUAUAGCAUUGGAGUAGUACUCUUAGUAACAGCUCGAAACUCAUGAUUGGCACGAUAUGAUAAAGAAUUUCUCCAUACUUUCCCAUAUACUAAAAAUCUUCCUACGCUCAACAUCGACAAGACCAACAAGACGAUUAUGCGGCGACUUUCAGAGCAUCUAAAAAAGAGUAGCUUUUUUCAUGUAUGAUGAUAGGGUCCAAAUUCAAAUCAUUAUAAUCACUCGUGAUCCCAUUAAAAAAAUUGUUAACUACUUCAUCUAGACGCGGAAAACAAAGAAUUAACGAAACUCCUGCUCAUCAUCAUCUCAAAUAGGAAACAAUCCUCUUCUCAUUUUAUUUCUUUACACUAUUUCGAAUUGUUUUUUUUUUAGUUUUGUCGAACGAUCGUUAUCACUCAAUAGAAACUCGCCCAAAAUUAAAAAGUUUUAGGAUUAUAUAGGUACCUAUAGCUAAUUAACUACUUCAUAAAAGAGCAAAAAUAUGAGUAUGGAUGACACUUGUUGGGUGGCUAUGUGAGUGUGUGUCACUGUAUUGUAAGAACCCCGCAGAGAGAAGUAAUUUACUCAUAUGCCCCUUCCCCUUCAAAAUCUCGUUUCUCGGUCCAUCCGUUCACGAAUAUCAAGGAAAAUAAUAAUAUUAAUGAUAAGCAAAUAAUAAUUUAUAAGUAAAAAAAUACAUUAUUCCUUUUCUUGUUCGCCCUUCGGCUUCGGGGGGAAAUCAGGAAAAUCCAUUUUAUUUUCCAGUUAUUAAAUCUUUAUUUUUAAAUGAUAAAAUACAUAUAUAUGUCUUCUGGAGUUUGUGGUGGUAACUGGGAAAAUUCUAUUUAUACAAACCCCACUCCCUUCCUUCCCUUCUUUCUUCUUCUUCUUCUUCUUCUUGUUGAAGGGGUUUCUCUUUGUUUGUUAUUAUAUAAAGCCUCUCGUUUUUAUCAUUGCAGUGGAUUUUCUCUUUGCUUUCUCCAGAGGCACGAGGAGGGAGACAGAGCUGAAAAGGAAUUCUAAUGGAUGCUUCGAUCUACGCCUUCUUCAGUCUCCAAUAUAUCUCGUUGGAAACCUGAUAUUACCCAUGUAAGAAAACUUGCAAACAUAUCAUUUUCUUUCCCAUUAGGAAUUUCCAACUCAUCUCUGUCUAUCUGCUUAUUGAAUUGAGUUCCUGACUCGGUGCUCCCAUCUUUUUUGCUUUUACUGUUAUUGGGUUCGAUUCUCUGGUUGUUCUUUUGAACGGGUUUCUCGAAAUGCAGUCAUGUGAUCUCUCUAAUUCUCGUUAAUGGGGUAACUUGUUUCUGUGUUUGUGGCGUUCUUUUUGUGGGAGGGGGGGCUUAGCUGGGGUUUGCAUAUUGGCGUUGUUUAUGGAAAAAGGAUAAUGAAAGCGUUUUUUUGUGGAAUUGGAAGGAAGAUAGGUUCAAUGGGCUGGAGGAGGAAGAUAUGGGGAUUCAUGUUGGAUCUCGUGAUGUGUAGUUUAUUAGUUAUAUUGUCACUCCGUCCAUGUUCUUUUAAUUCUUAAUAAACCCCUCUCUGUUUUGCUGCCAAAAGAAAAAAAAAAACCACCCUUGAGUUCUGUGUUGUUCUUCACAUCUAUCUACUCCUUGUUUUACUGAUGGUAUUUUGUUCUCAUUUCUAUUCUUCUCAGCUCCUUGGGAUUGCUUCUUCUGGUGUGGAUUUCGAUGGUGGUGGCAGGUUAACUGGGACCUUCAAAAGCUGUUUUCUUUGAUGGGUUGAACUCAAGCAGGGUAGCAAUGGGCAGCUUGAGUGAGGAAGAAUUCCGGUUUUUCGAUGCUGCUGAUGAUAUUGCAUCGACAAUCUCUGGUGGCAGUAGUGACAUCUUUGAUUGCCAGCAGAGUUUGGGAGAUAUCAAUUCAGCUGCCUCUAGCCCUCGUUAUGCAUUGUGGGCCGACGCCCCCAAAAGUGUGGAGGAACGACGAAACAUGUUUUUGAAGUGGAUGGAAGUUGAAGGUUCAUGCCCAGAUGGAGAUUUGCCCAGUCCAGGAGGAAGCGGGAUUAAUAGAAUGAUUGAAAGUAGUGGGGCUGUGUUGAGGAACUCUUGUUAUGAAGGCGAGUUUUGUUCGACAAGGUCUUCAAGUGCCAUUCUUCUGGAGGAGUUGGGCUCGGCUCAAGAGUUCGUAGGUAGAGAUGGGAAUUCAGGUGGAGGGCUGGCUUCUAUUGUAGAUGAAAGUCAUGACCUUUAUUCACCAUAUUUAGCAAGAGCUAGGGAAUGUAGUAGUAAAGCUUCUGGCUCAUCGCCUCCUUCACUUCUUCAGCUUCAGCCGAACUGUGAGAGAUCCAAUGAUAGUAGCACAAUCAGCAGCACAGCUUCCAAGACAGAUAAAAAACGGUGGUUGAG
Molecule: messenger RNA, 9944 nt
Organism: Linum trigynum
Lineage: Eukaryota; Viridiplantae; Streptophyta; Magnoliopsida; Malpighiales; Linaceae
Source: the annotation of a GenBank genome assembly